Molecule: messenger RNA, 2250 nt
Organism: Fraxinus pennsylvanica
Lineage: Eukaryota; Viridiplantae; Streptophyta; Magnoliopsida; Lamiales; Oleaceae
Source: the annotation of a GenBank genome assembly
AUGACAAUAACUGCAGUUCCAGUUAUAAAAAAUGGCUGCCUCAUGGUACGCGGCAAGGUUGUUUUGACCGGAGUACCGGAAAAUGUCGUCAUUUCUCCGGUGGGUUCGAAGGCCGCUUUUCUCGGAGCAAGUUCGACAGUUUCAAGUUCUCAACAUGUUUUUAAUCUUGGAAUUCUCGAGAAUUAUAAGUUAAUGUGUCUGUUCAUAGCCAAGAUCUGGUGGAUGAUUCCACGUGUCGGAAAAUCAGCCAGUGAUAUCCCUAUGGAGACUCAAAUGCUUCUCUUGGAAGCAGGAGAAGAUUCAGUACUUGAUGUUGAUGAUGAAACUUCUGCGGAGGCAACAACUCCAGAAAAUAAAUUUUACAUUCUUGUAUUGCCUAUACUGGAUGGACUGUUUAGGACAACAUUGCAAGGGACACCAUCAAAUGAGCUUCAGUUCUGCUAUGAAAGUGGUGAUCCUGAUGUCCAAACUUCUCAAGCAUUAGAGGGAGUUUUCAUCAGCUCAGGGGACAACCCAUUUGAACUGAUCAAGGAUUCAAUUAAGAUAUUGGCCAAGCUCAAGGGUACAUUUUCUCACCUUGAAAACAAAAAGGCCCCUGCUCAUUUAGAUUGGUUUGGAUGGUGUACAUGGGAUGCUUUCUACACUGAAGUUGAUCCAAACGGAAUCAAAGAGGGUCUUCAAAGUUUUAAAGAAGGUGGGAUUCCCCCUAAAUUCCUGAUCAUAGAUGAUGGAUGGCAAGAAACAGCAAAUGAAUUUCAAAAGGAAGGCCAACCUCGUGUUGAAGGAACCCAAUUUGCCACCAGAUUAACAGAUAUCAAGGAAAACAGCAAGUUCAAGGGCUCGGAAUCAGACGGUUCAUCUACUAAUCUCAAAGAGUUUGUCCACACAAUCAAAGAGAACUAUGGCUUAAAAUAUGUUUAUAUGUGGCAUGCUUUAGCUGGAUACUGGGGAGGUGUUUCUCCUUCUUCUGAAGCACUAAAGAAGUACAAUCCUAAGCUUGCUUAUCCAGUUCAAUCGCCAGGAAAUAUUGGGAAUGUUAGAGACAUAGCCAUGGACAGUUUGGAGAAGUAUGGAGUUGGAGUAAUAGACCCUCAUAAGUUGUAUGACUUCUACAAUGACCUCCAUAGCUACCUUGCCGAUAGUGGAGUUGAUGGUGUCAAGGUUGAUGUCCAGAACUUAAUACAAACCUUAGGUUUGGGAUAUGGUGGUCGAGUUUCAAUUAGUAAACAGUACCAUGAAGCUCUUGAUGAAUCUAUAGAGAAGAACUUCAGAGAAAAUAACUUAAUUUGUUGCAUGUGUCACAAUUCAGACAACAUUUUUAGUUCAAAGAAGAGUGCAACAGCUAGAGCCUCAGAGGAUUUCAUGCCUAAUGAACCAACAUUUCAGACUCUACAUAUUGCAUCAGUGUCUUUCAACAGCCUUCUUAUGGGGGAAACUGUCGUGCCCGACUGGGAUAUGUUCCAUAGCAACCACAGUACUGCAGAGUUUCAUGGAGCAGCAAGAGCACUGGGAGGAUGUCCAGUGUAUGUUAGUGACAAGCCAGGCAAACACGACUUCAAGAUCCUCAAGAAACUUGUUCUUUCUGAUGGAACCAUCUUAAGAGCUAAAUAUGCUGGCCGACCUACUCGAGAUUGCCUAUUUGUAGAUCCAGUCAUGGACGGCAAGAGCUUGAUGAAGAUAUGGAACUUGAAUAAGCUAAACGGAGUAAUAGGGGCUUUCAACUGCCAGGGUGCAGGAUGUUGGCCGAUGAAAGAAGCUCCUGAAUCCAGUCCAAACUCAACAUUAAAUGCUGUACAAAUUACGGGCCAUGUCACUCCUCUUGAUGUUGAAUUCCUUGAAGAGAUUGCAGGGGAAACGUGGAAUGGAGACUGUGCAAUAUUUGCAUUCAAUACAGGAUCUCUUUCCAGGGUGCCAAGGAACAAAAACAUUCAAGUGUCUCUAGGUGUAUUAGAAUGCGAAAUUUUUACUAUCUCCCCAAUCGAGGAGAUCAAUGAAAACCUUCAUUUUGCACCUAUCGGAUUAAUGGACAUGUACAACUCGGGGGGAGCAAUUGAAGAGUUCAGCUUUAAGGAGACAAUAACAAUCAAAGCAAGAGGUUCUGGACGAUUUGGAUCAUAUUCAAGUACAAAACCUAGUAGUUGCAAGGUGGAUAUGAAGGAGGAGGAGUUCACCUAUAAUCCUGCAGAUGGAUUAUUGACCAUAAAUCUUCAAGGUGACGGCAGCCUAAGAGAUAUAGAAAUUGUAUAUUAA